Anoplopoma fimbria (sablefish) is the source of this 2713-nucleotide messenger RNA. It is a transcript of the gene pck1, whose product is annotated as phosphoenolpyruvate carboxykinase 1 (soluble). The record is from RefSeq and is a predicted model, not a curated record. Bases 170 to 2041 code for a protein of 623 amino acids. Gene Ontology annotation, cellular component: cytosol; mitochondrion. Gene Ontology annotation, biological process: cellular response to insulin stimulus; response to starvation; cellular response to dexamethasone stimulus. Lineage: Eukaryota; Metazoa; Chordata; Actinopteri; Perciformes; Anoplopomatidae. The transcript has 10 exons. Gene Ontology annotation, molecular function: phosphoenolpyruvate carboxykinase (GTP) activity; GTP binding; manganese ion binding.
CCGUCCUCAUCUCUCCUGAAUAACCAGCCGUCAGAGACUCCUCAGCUGAUGAGGCCAAGCUAAAGGCUCCCUGCUCCAAACGAACUACCAAAGCUCAUCCACUCCUAGACUUCCUCCAGUCUUUCCUUCCUCCGUCUACCACCUCGCUCUCCAGACUCCUCCUGCCACCAUGCCUCCUCAGCUUCCAUCCCAGAACCAGAACGGCCCCAGGAUCCUGCAGGGCGACCCCAGCACCCUCAGCCCGGCCCUCAAGGAGUUUGUGGACGCCAACGUGAGCCUGUGCCAGCCGGACUUCCUCCACAUCUGCGACGGCUCCGAAGAGGAGAACAACGCCAUCCUGACCCAGCUGCAGGAGCAGGGGAUGAUCAAGAAGCUCAACAAAUAUGAGAACUGCUGGUUGGCCCGGACCGACCCGAGAGAUGUGGCUCGUGUGGAGAGUAAGACUGUGAUCGUGACCCCGGACCAGAGGGACACGGUGCCCACGCCGCUGGAGGGCGGAGUCAGCCAACUGGGCCGCUGGAUGUCCCCGGAAGAGUUCGACAAAGCGAUGGCUCAGCGGUUCCCCGGCUGCAUGAAAGGUCGCACCAUGUACGUGAUUCCCUUCAGCAUGGGUCCGGUUGGUUCUCCGCUCUCUAAGAUCGGAGUGGAGCUGACGGACUCCCCCUACGUUGUGGCCAGUAUGAGGGUGAUGACCCGUAUGGGGAAGGCCGUGCUGUCCGCUCUGGGGACGGGCGAGUUCGUCCGCUGUCUGCACUCCGUCGGCUGUCCUCUGCCCAUUAAAAAGCCCUUGGUGAACAACUGGCCGUGUAACCCCGAGCAGACGUUAAUCGCCCACAUCCCCAAUCGCAGGCAGAUCGUCUCGUUCGGUAGCGGUUACGGAGGAAACUCCCUGCUGGGGAAAAAGUGCUUUGCUCUGCGCAUCGCCUCGCGUAUCGCCAAGGAGGAAGGCUGGCUGGCUGAGCACAUGCUGAUCUUGGGCGUCACCAACCCUGCUGGAGAGAAGAAGUACAUGGCGGCGGCCUUCCCCAGCGCUUGCGGAAAGACAAACCUGGCCAUGCUCUGCCCAACGCUGCCCGGCUGGAAGGUCGAGUGUGUGGGAGACGACAUCGCCUGGAUGAAGUUUGACGACCAAGGCAAUCUGCGUGCAAUCAACCCUGAGAAUGGCUUUUUCGGAGUCGCGCCUGGCACCUCCGCCAAGACCAACCCCAACGCCAUGGAGACCAUCAUCAAGAACACCGUCUUCACCAAUGUUGCAGAGACCAGCGACGGCGGUGUGUACUGGGAGGGCAUGGACCAGUGUCUGCCCGAGGGAGUCACCAUCACUUCCUGGAAGAACAAGCCCUGGAGCUCAGAGGAUGGUGAACCUUGCGCUCACCCCAACUCUCGUUUCUGCACUCCGGCUGGGCAAUGUCCCAUCAUCGAUCCACUGUGGGAAUCCCCGGAGGGAGUCCCCAUUGAGGCCAUCAUCUUUGGAGGGCGCAGGCCAGAAGGCGUCCCUCUGGUGUACGAGGCUUUCAACUGGCAGCACGGCGUGUUUGUUGGAGCAGCCAUGAGGUCAGAGGCCACCGCUGCAGCUGAACACAAAGGCAAGAUGAUCAUGAACGACCCCUUCGCCAUGCGCCCCUUCUUCGGCUACAACUUCGGCCAGUACCUCUCUCACUGGCUGAGCAUGGCCGACCGCCCCGGCGCCAAGCUCCCCAAGAUCUUUCACGUCAACUGGUUCCGCAAGAGCCCCACCGCCGGAUUCCUCUGGCCCGGCUUCGGCGACAACAUCCGCGUUCUGGACUGGAUGUUCCGGCGGGUGAACGGCGAGGACUGCGCCAUGCCGUCUGCCGUGGGUUACCUGCCCGGCAAGGACUCACUGAACCUCCAGGGCCUCCAGGAUGUGGACCUGAACGAGCUGUUCUCCUUGGAUCAGGAGUUCUGGCAGAGGGAGGUGGAGGAGGUGAGGAAGUACUUCACCACGCAGGUGAACGACGAUCUGCCCAUCGAGGUGGCCCAGGAGCUGGAGCUCCUGCAGCAGAGAGUGAAGCAGAUGUAAAGAGAGCUGGAAAAAACAAAGCAUGUUGGCAAAUCUGAAGGAGCUUUGAUUCUAGAACGACAUAUCAGAAUUUGAGUAAUUCUAGAAUAUUGUCAUCGUUAUGCAGAUAAUUCCUUCCUUUGAGGUUGAGCCUUAAAACUGAAAUGAAUAAGGACAAAUUCUCCUCUGAUAAUUCUUUCAACUGCUACACAUUCUUUAACUCUACGUUUUUUCUCACUGGCUAGAAAUCCUCCUAUUUUUGUCAGAUUAUUAAUCUGAAAACGAUUCUGUUAAAAUUGGGCUGGAGAUGUUGAGAUGAUAUUUGUGAACAUGUAGAAAUUGUAGACUUAACAAACAUUCCUCGCUGUGCUCGUCGUUAAUAUGAAUAUGAGCCACGUGGUACCAAAUCAAGACUGCUGAUCUGAAUGGGAAAUGUUUCCUUUCCAUCCAUUCACAUGAUGUUGUAUCAGCGUUAUGUUUUAAACCGUUGUUCCAAUGUAUUGUCUUACUGAAUGUCUGAAUUCUACUAUUUAAUAGUAACUUAUUAUGAGCGCACAUCACUGAGUAAAUGAGUCCAUGUUAGUUCCUGUGUUGUUUGAGCCCCCUGAACAUGGGGGAAAUGUUUCUGUUCCUGUCUUUAUUUUUUGUCUUAAUUUAUUUUUAUACACUGCCCGUACCUCUUGGUUCUGUUUU